GCCGACACAACAACCACUCUUUUUCUCUGUCAUGUUUGGGCUGCCCUUCAAAAAAUAUUGACUAGGAGUACCACACAAAACAGCUCAGCCACAGGCAAGCCAUUACCAGACCGUCGCGGUGCCUUCGUGUGUUGUCACAGCAACAGUGGGUGACCCGGGGAUUUGUUCACACGGUGGGAUUACCGAAGAGACAUCUGAAUUAGUUUAGAACAAAACAUGGAUUCCUUUUUUCGGAGUGAAGAGAUGUGCCUUGUGCAGCUGUUCUUCCAGACUGAGUCGGCUCAUAACUGUAUCGACGAGCUGGGGCAUCUUGGACUGGUGCAGUUUAAAGAUCUACAUCCUGGAACAGCGGACUUUCAGCGCAGAUUUGUGAAGGAAGUAAAGAAAUGUGAGGAGAUGGAGAGAAUUCUUCGGUUCCUGAAAAAGGAGGUUAUCACAUCAAACAUCCUCAUCCCAGCUGACUUUACUACUGAGCGAAUAUCUCUUCCACGAGAUGUUCUGGAUUUAGAGUCUAGCUUUGACAAACUGGAGCAGGAGCUCAAGGAGAUUAACUCAAACCGAGACACCCUUAGGCAGAACUUCACUCAACUAACAGAGAUCAACCAUCUAUUGCAUAUGACCGAUGACUUUUUUGUGGAGGUGGAGUCCCAGAUGACCAUCUCUGAGCUUCCUUCUGAAGAUUCUGUGUAUUCAUCCAGACGUGCCAGCUAUGCUAGCACCAAUGGAUCCCUGAAACUUGGUUUUGUGGCAGGAGUCAUCAAACAUGAACGUUUCCCUGCAUUUGAGAAGAUACUGUGGCGUCUGUUUCAUGGAAACUUUGUUCUCCGCCAUGCUGAAAUCAAACCCCAUCAAGAGGAGAAUAUGGAGGAGGUCUUUGUGAAGAAGGAUGUGUUUGUAGUUUUUGUCCAAGGUGAUCAGGUCAGAGGAAAAAUCCGGAAGUUAUGUGACGGGUUCCACGCCAGCAUGUACCCAUGUCCCAACAAUGCAGCUGCACGAAAGGAGAUGAGAACCAACGUAAACAUGCGCAUGGAAGACCUUCGUUUGGUCCUUAAGAGGACCGAAGAGUUUCGUGUGACCACGCUGACCGCGGCAGCAGCUAACCUCAGAGAGUGGACAGCAAAAGUGAAGAAGAUGAAGGCCAUCUAUUACACACUGAACCUGUGUAACAUAGACAUCACACAGAAGCUGAUAAUAGCUGAGAUCUGGUGUCCUGUUUCUGACUUAAGCUCUGUGCACGCUGCACUAAUAAAGGGAUCUGAACAGACUGGAUCCAGUGUAACCCCCAUUAUGAACCGAAUCCACACCCAGCAGACACCCCCAACAUUCAACAGAACCAAUGUCUUCACUUCAGGCUUCCAGAACAUUAUUGAUGCCUAUGGUGUUGGCGACUAUCAGGAAAUCAACCCAGCGCCAUACACCAUGGUAACCUUCCCCUUCCUGUUUGCGGUCAUGUUUGGAGACUGUGGUCAUGGUCUUCUCAUGACUCUCCUUGCUGUAUGGCUGAUCCUACACGAAGAACACUUCAGAAAGUUGAAGAAUGAGUUGGUUGACAUGCUGGUGUCUGGACGUUACAUCAUCCUACUGAUGGGCAUCUACUCCAUUUACACUGGCCUCAUCUACAAUGACUGCUUCUCCAAGUCCUUCAACCUCUUUGGAUCCUCGUGGAGCGUUCGGCACAUGUUCCAUCCACAAGGACCCUGGACCAAUGAGACGUUGCACAAUUCUGAUUAUCUUCAACUGGAUCCUCUUGUGUCUGGAGUAUACUCUGGCAAUCCCUACCCAUUUGGUAUAGACCCGAUGUGGAACAUUGCACUGAAUAAGCUGUUGUUCCUGAACUCCUACAAGAUGAAGAUGUCUGUUAUAAUAGGAGUGGUCCACAUGCUCUUUGGAGUCAUGCUGAGUUUGGGGAACUACAUAUUCUUCAGAAACUUCAAGGAUGUUGUGUUGAAGUUCAUUCCAGAAUUGGUCUUCAUGCUGUCUCUGUUUGGAUAUCUGACCUUCCUCAUUCUCUACAAGUGGUGUGUGGUUAUCAAGUCUGACUCAGCACCUAGCAUUCUUCUCCUCUUCAUCAACAUGAUGUUUUUUGACUACAGCUCCAACGGUGCAAUGCUUUACAAAACACAGAAACCUGUACAGAUAUUUCUGGUGGUUGUUGCUGGUGUUAUGGUACCUUGGCUUCUGUUUGCCAAACCACUGCUCAUGUACAGAGAACACAAGCAAUCAAAACUGAAGCCUUCACCGAACAAGCUUCCUAUGCAAGAUUUUGGAAACUUCAUCCAGGAACCUUUAGAAAAGAGUAAAGAAAAGAUCAGUAUGGGUGACAUCUUUGUGUACCAAGGGAUCCAUACCAUCGAGUAUUGUCUGGGCUGCAUCUCCAACACGGCCUCCUACCUACGACUGUGGGCUCUCAGUCUGGCCCAUGCUGAGCUGUCUGAGGUGCUGUGGAAGAUGGUUUUGCAGGUAGCUUUAAGGGUCACCUCUGGGAUGGGCUCUGUUCUGCUGGCAGUGACCUUUGCCACCUUUGCUGUUCUCACGGUCACCAUCCUACUGGUCAUGGAAGGCCUCUCCGCCUUCCUCCAUGCCCUGAGGCUGCACUGGGUUGAAUUCCAAAACAAGUUCUACCAAGGAUCUGGAUACAAGUUUUCGCCACUUUCCUUUGACAAAAUGCUCAAUAUGAAGUGAUUUCAGAGAAAGAAACAUGCUUUUGUGUUGCAUAAAGAAGUUUGUGUAAACGCUGUAUUUAGAAGGCUUCCCUGUCUAUUGAAUAGAAAUAAGUGCACAGUUUUGCACUUGCCACACGGUGGCAGCAUAGCAUAGUCAGUAUUAGGUAUGUCCCAACAAUAUUUAUUUUCUUCCGAAGCAGUCACUUCCAAAAAUUACUGGUCUCUUAGACAAAUAUUUGAGUGAACAUUUCCACCAUGUUUCUCUAGUAGCAGUAAUUUCCUUACAAAUCAAUCAAGAGAAAAAAAUGCACAUUAAGAGAUGGUUAUUGGGACAUUCCCAUGACCCCAAGCAGACAUUACAUUCAACAGACUUCACUUCAUGACUUUAUUAACCUACACUAGAAGGCUGCUAACUACAUCCUUUUUCAAAAAUAAUGCCUUUUAAGGAGCUGUUUCAAUCAAUAAAAUGUAGUUAAAACACCCUUUUACACCUAUUAUUAAUCACAAUAGUAAAAAAAAAUCAAUA
Esox lucius (northern pike) is the source of this 3189-nucleotide messenger RNA. Its product is annotated as V-type proton ATPase 116 kDa subunit a. The record is from RefSeq and is a predicted model, not a curated record. Gene Ontology annotation, cellular component: plasma membrane; vacuolar proton-transporting V-type ATPase complex; vacuolar proton-transporting V-type ATPase, V0 domain. The transcript has 20 exons. Bases 217 to 2682 code for a protein of 821 amino acids. Gene Ontology annotation, molecular function: ATPase binding; proton-transporting ATPase activity, rotational mechanism. NCBI's taxonomy places the organism in Eukaryota, Metazoa, Chordata, Actinopteri, Esociformes, Esocidae. Gene Ontology annotation, biological process: vacuolar acidification; proton transmembrane transport.